GUCUCCACGCCCGUCCCCGCUCCCACUCGUAUAUAAGUACCCACUCCCCCACCCGCGUCUCUUCCCCAAGUAACUCCAUUCUUCUUCUCUCUUACUCUCUCAACUCACUCAUUCGGUACAAUUACGCGCCCAUGGAGCACAAGCGAAGCCGAGAAGAGGAGGAAUCUUGCAAUUCGCCGUCAUCGCCCGAGGCGAAGCGCUUCCACGCGGACAUACUCCUCGGAAUCUUCGAUGACGGCGACCAAGAAGACGACGUGGGCGGCCGGGAGGCCCCCUUCGACGUCCCCGAGGAACUCGCCACCGUGAUGAGGAGCCUGGAGCGGGAGAUCGCCCUCGCAGCCCCCUCCUCUUCCUCCCCCUCGCCGUUGCCGGAGCUGGGGUACCUCUUGGAGGCUUCCGACGACGAGUUGGGGAUACCGCCGGCGGCUGAGGAGGAGCGCGGGGGCGGCGUAGAGGCGGAGAGAGCCGCGGCGAUGUGGCUCGGCGACGAUGAUGGGAUGUCCGGGUACGGUUACGAUGGGUUGGGCUUCGGGUUCGUCCGGUUUGAGGAGGCGGAUGAUGAGGUGGACGACGGUGGGCCGUUCGAUUACGCCAGAGAUGACAUCUGGAUUGUCUGAUUUGUAUAUACAUACAUAUCGAAAUAGUCAAGGAAAGGAAACCUUCGCUUUACGGAGCACCGGCCGUUAUAAUGUACGUUACAUGUGGAAACCGUUAUAUUUCACUGACAGUCGCCAUAAAUUGAUAUAAAAAGCUACUAAUUAAGAAAUACAAAAAAAUCAAAAGUAUUUUGGCAUAUGUCUCCGUAUAAUGUGGCAAGUAUUCCUUUAUAUAAACUACUAUGCUAUUAUAAUUGAACGCGUCCAAUAUGUUAUGCCAUCAGACAUCGUAUGUGUGCAUUGGAUUGCUUCAUCAUCGCAUGCGUUUGAUACACGCUCGAGUAUUUUAUAACGUAGGAAAUGUUGUCGUCAAAAAAUAUAGAGAUCAUACGAUGCAUAACAUCACGACAGACGUCACGUAGAGUAGGUUGAUUCUAUAAGUUAUAUUGAGCCCACAGGAUUUGUAUUAUAUUUUUUAAGCUAUGAAGUGUGCAUGUCUUCUCUCCUAAUUGUUUGACUUGUAAUAUAAUUUAGUAGAAAACCAUCUUACAGACAAAUUUAUACGGCAAGUUAGAUUGUUACCUAA
Molecule: messenger RNA, 1182 nt
Organism: Musa acuminata AAA Group (dessert banana)
Lineage: Eukaryota; Viridiplantae; Streptophyta; Magnoliopsida; Zingiberales; Musaceae
Exons: 1
Coding region: 132-617 (161 amino acids)
Source: RefSeq, a predicted model, not a curated record